Acanthosepion pharaonis is the source of this 1422-nucleotide messenger RNA. Lineage: Eukaryota; Metazoa; Mollusca; Cephalopoda; Sepiida; Sepiidae. The record is from the annotation of a GenBank genome assembly.
AUGACUCUGGAAGAUCAUGACCAAUUAUCUGUUAUUCAUGUUGCGGGAACAAAAGGGAAAGGUUCAACAUGUGCCUACACAGAAAGCAUUUUGAGGAACUGUGGUUAUAAAACUGGAUUCUUUAGCUCACCUCACCUGAUUAACGUCACAGAGAGAAUACGCAUCAAUGGAGCUCCAAUCUCUAAAGAUAAAUUUGCUGAAUAUUUCUGGCAUGUAUAUAGCCAGUUGGAAGCCACAAAGGGCAACUAUGAACAUCAUCAGAUGCCUGGCUACUUUCAAUUUCUGACAACAUUGGCCUUUUAUGUCUUUUUGAAAGAGAACGUUGAUGUCACAAUUCUUGAGGUAGGAAUUGGAGGUCAGUAUGAUUGCACAAAUAUUGUUCGCUUCCCUGUUGUCUGUGGAAUCACAUCUAUUGGCUACGAUCACCAAAACAUAUUAGGAUCAACAUUAGAUUCCAUUGCAUGGCAGAAAGCAGGAAUUUUCAAGCCUAGAACCCCAGCAGUAACACUACCUCAGUGCCCCAAAGUCAUGUCAGUUCUCUUGGAGCGAGCUCAAGAAAUUGGAUGCCCAUUGUAUAUGGUUCCUGAAUUCCAUGAUUAUGAUGAAAUCUCUGAAGAUUUUGAAUUAGUUUCCUUGGAACCAUUUCAACACCUGAAUAUAUCGCUGGCCCUUCAACUUUCCAAACUUUGGCUUUACAAUCACGAUAAAGGUGCUGAUCAUAAGAAAGGAUUUGAGGAUUGCCCCCUCCUACCUGAGUCUGAGUCUCCUCCAGUAAUUAGUAAAGAUAUUCCUCUCUUGAAAAAUAUGGUACAAGGCAUCAAAACCUGUGAAUGGCUUGGUAGAGUUCAGACUGUGAAAAGGCCUGGCCUAACUUACUACCUGGAUGGGGCACAUACUUUACAAAGCAUGAAGGUUUGUUGCCAAUGGUUUGAGAAAAAAUCAGCUGCUGAAAUAAAAAGUCUUUCGAACAAUGAAAAAGUCGUGAGGAUUCUGAUCUUUAAUUUGACUGGAUCAAGAAAACCGAAACCUCUUCUCUCAUUGCUGAAGAACUGUGCCUUUGAUAUUGCAAUAUUCAUCACAAACAUGUUGGACACAAAUCUUUCUGAGAUCAAAGAAUCCAACAAAUGCAAACAAUUUGAAGAAAUUUGGCAUGACAUUGAUUCCCAAAUUCUUACGGCUCCAGAAUCUCGCAAAAACUCUCAUCGACAUCAAAUAACAGAAAUAUUCCCAUCCCUUAAUGACGCCAUUUUGUGGUGUCAAAAAGGACAGUCAGAAAAUAUUGAACAACAGAAACCUUGGAAUUCUUUUCGCCCUGUGCCUACUUUUCUAAGGGAGGCAACUCAUGUCCAAGUUUUAGUUACAGGGAGCAUUCAUUUAGUUGGUGGGGUUUUAGCUUUAAUCAAUCAUAAUGAGAAGCAAUGA